GCCCCUCGCGCUGUGGUUGGCUCCGCGCGGGUCCCGGUUGCGGGUGGCGGCGGCGGCGGGGCCAUGGCGCGGUGGCGGCGGUGAGGGCCAUGGCGGCCCCGCACGCGGAGAAGCUGGAGGGAGGCGUCCCGGCCCCGCCGCCCCCCCCGGGGCCCCCGCACCCCGCGGGCAGCGCCGCCGCCGGCGGGCCCGGCCGCAAGCAGGGGAAGGCAGGGCUGCAGAUGAAGAGCCCCGAGAAGAAGCGGCGCAAGUCCAACACGCAGGGCCCCGCCUAUUCGCACCUCUCGGAGUUCGCGCCGCCGCCCACCCCCAUGGUUGACCACCUGGUGGCCUCCAACCCCUUCGAGGACGACUUCGCGGCGCCCAAAGCGGGUGCAGCCGCAGCCGCCGCCGCCGCCUCCUUCCUUGGCAGCCCCGUCCCCUUCGGGGGCUUCCGCGUCCAGGGCGGCAUGUCCCCGCAGGUGCCCCCCGGGUACGGCGGCGGCCCCCAGCCCCUGCGGCGCCAGCCCCCGCCCUUCGCCCCCGGGCAGAUGGGCCCGGCCUUCAGCAUGGCCCCGCAGGGCCCCGGCUACGGGCAGCCGGGCGCCGUGGGCUUCCCGGGGCAGCCCUUCGGGCAGCCGCUGGGGCCGAGCUUCAGCCCGCCCGGGGCGCCGCUGCUGCAGGGGCCGGUCGGCAGCUUCGGGCCCAUGAUCUCCCCGACCCUAGGGCAGCCCCCGCGGGGGGACGUGGGCCCCGGCCCGGCGCUGAACCCGCCCCCCGGGGGCCCGGCCGUGGGGCAGCGCUUCGGGCAGCCCGGCGGCCUCUUCGGACAAUCGCCCCUGCAGCGGCCUGGGCAGGGCGGGCCCCCGCUGCCCCCCACCGCCAGCCCCUUCCCCGGGGCUGACCCCGGCUUCCCGCCCAGCGGCGAGGAAGGGGGCAAGAGCCUGAACGCCCCGCCCGGUGCCUUCGCCCCGGAGCAGCACUCGGGCUCUCCCGCCGCCGUCAACGGAGCCCAGCCCGGCUUCACCCCCGGCAGUGCUGGGCGCGGUGCCGGCACCCCCGAGACCAACAGCCUCCCUCCGCCCGCCCCGGGGAAGGCAGUGGGGGGCUCGGGCCAUCAGCCGCCGCCGGGGCUGGUGUACCCGUGCGGAGCCUGCCGCAACGAGGUGAACGACGACCAAGAUGCCAUCCUGUGCGAGGCCUCGUGCCAGAAGUGGUUCCACCGGGAGUGCACUGGGAUGACGGAGAACGCCUACGGGCUGCUCACCACCGAGGCCUCGGCCGUCUGGGCCUGCGACUUCUGCCUCAAGACCAAGGAGAUCCAGUCCGUGUAUGUGCGGGAGGGCCUGGGACAGCUGGUGGCUGCCAACGACGGCUGAGCCGCCCGCCCCCCCCCGACCCUCCCUGCCACCGGCCACGGACUGACCCCCCGGUUCU
Messenger RNA from Pezoporus occidentalis (night parrot), 1416 nucleotides. RefSeq names its product pygopus family PHD finger 2 (gene PYGO2). NCBI's taxonomy places the organism in Eukaryota, Metazoa, Chordata, Aves, Psittaciformes, Psittacidae. The record is from RefSeq and is a predicted model, not a curated record. Gene Ontology annotation, biological process: kidney development; spermatid nucleus differentiation. The transcript has 3 exons. The coding region runs from base 90 to 1358 and encodes 422 amino acids.